Megalops cyprinoides (Indo-Pacific tarpon) is the source of this 2237-nucleotide messenger RNA. Its product is annotated as C2 calcium-dependent domain-containing protein 4C-like. NCBI's taxonomy places the organism in Eukaryota, Metazoa, Chordata, Actinopteri, Elopiformes, Megalopidae. The transcript has 2 exons. The record is from RefSeq and is a predicted model, not a curated record. The coding region runs from base 142 to 1407 and encodes 421 amino acids.
UACGAGAAGUCGGCGAAGAGGAGAUAGCUCCAGUUACAGAUCAAGCAGGAAAAGACACCUGUUACCGAAGGCAUAGACCUCUUCCAGAAACUCUCAAGAGCGACACACUGCCUCCGCCGUCCAGUGAAGCCCAGCGGGACGAUGUGGGUGCUGGAUAAGAUCCGUGGGUCGGUGGAGAGCAAUGUGCUGCGGCAGGGUGAGGCUGGAGACAGCAAGCAGGGUAAGGCCCCUGCCUACAGCAACGUUCUCACCCCUGACAAGAUCCCCGACUUCUUCAUCCCACCCAAGCUGGUGAGCUGCCCGCUAGAGGCCGAGACACCCGACGUGAAGCCCAAGGAGGGGCUCCGGGCCUCAAGCUCAGAGCAAGCCAUCGGUAGCAAGAAGCCACCCAGCAGUCCCCGUAGCCCGCGGCUGGUCAGCAAACUGGCAGGAGACACCAAGAACCUUCUGAAGGCCGCCAACCGCCACAUUAUCCAGAUAGAGAGCGCAGACGACGUGGUGGCCGGGGACACCAACGCCGACCCCCAAUCUCAGACGGCCAUGUCGCUGCCCUACAUUCCCAAGACGCAGACAUCCUACGGGUUCGCCACCCUGAUGGAGAGCCCUCACACUCGGCGCAAGGAGUCCCUCUUCCACAGCGACCACACCAGCCCCGUCACCUCCCCCAACUCCCAGCGCAAGAAGUCCCCAGGCAAGAGCGAGGGUGAGGGCAAUCACCUCAAUCCCCCUGACUUCAACACGUCGCACAUUAACCCCUACCGUUACUUCAGUGGCGGAGAGAGCGACACCUGCUCCUCGGCCGAAUCCUCGCCGUUCAACUCGCCGCUGCUGUCCCGUUCCGCCUCGCUGCUCAAAAUCUUCACCCACGAGACGCAGGCCAAGGUGGUGAAGGCCAAGCGGACGUUCGCGCGCCACAGCUCGCUCUCCACGGACGAGUGCAGCUCCGCCGAGCCUAGCCCCAACGUGCAGCGCCGGAUCCGCUGCCCCUCGGCCCGCGGCAGCAGUGCAGGUCCCGGCGAGCACCUGCACCGCGAGCACACCAUCAACCUGCACAAGGGCGGCACCGUGCGGCUCUGCGCAGACUACGACGCCGGCACGGCCCGUUUGCGCAUCCGCGUGCUGGCGGCCGAGGACCUGUACGACAAGCUGUUUGACAUCAAAAGCAUCAACUGCUGUGUCGCACUUUACCUGAACCCUGGCAAGCUGCAGAAACAGAGAAGCACUAUUAUCAAGAACAGCCGCAACCCCGUCUUCAAUGAGGACUUCUUCUUCGACUCCGUGCCGUCCGUGCAGGUGAAGAACCUGGCCAUCAAGAUAAAGGUGGUGAAUAAAGGCACCAGCCUGAAGAGAGACAUGCUGCUGGGGGAAAGAGAGGUCCCUCUGUCCAAGCUGCUCUCUGGACUCUAGGCUUGGUGAGGAGCACAAAGGAGACUGGUCUGAAUGCAGCAAGGAACCGAAGUAGCAAAAGUCAAGUGUUGAAGUGUUCCUUCUCGGAUUCCCCUGUCUCUUACAGUGAAGAACUCAGUGUCUUUACAACCACAGGUCAGCAGACAUCUUUGAGACUGUCUGACCAUCUUCCUAUUAUUUAGACUUGCACAUCUUAACUUCCAGGUGGUGUAGUGUGUGAAAUUCCUCACAGCACAGGUGAACAAAUAUCAAAAAAGUGUGUGAUAUGCUUUUUUAUCUUAUCCUAUAUGACUCAAUCUCCUGUCCUCUGGUCCUUCUGCUGUUUGGCAUGGCCUGUUGACACUGCAUGACACAUGUACAGUCCAGUCCUUAAAGGCAAAACAUUAAUGGAGUGUUGGGGCUUUGAAGCCGCUUCUGAAUAACCCAAUGUGCAAAUGCAUGCUUUGAUCCUGGUUGCAACCACCAUCGAAUUUGGGAGAAUGCCAAAGAAUGGCAGGGCCUCAGGGGCCUGCAUGUAGAAAAGGGCAGUCUUCAAUGACUUCACCGCCUUGAUCCCAUCAGCCUGGCAUGAGUCUGUGAAUGUAUUACUUAUGCUUGCUAUUUGUUUUAAUAUCCCCAUAUUUAUCGAGCUAUUGAUUUUGUUUGACUGUAUUAUUACGGAACACCCACAAGCCUUAUUAAAGAACGCAUUACAGAGAGGAGAGAAUUUACACAUCACCUCGGAGAGGAAGAAGUCUGAUUCUAAUGGGAGAUAUAUUUUGGACACACAAAGUAUACACUGUAUGGACACCGUGAAGAUCUGGCAGUCAAACCAGAGUUGUUGUCCAAUG